AUGUUUGUGUAUGGUCCCGAGCUAGCAAGCCUCCGCUGGACUGAGCUAAGUGGGCGAGGGGAGCGCUGCAGACCCGAGCGAGAAAGGGCAUUUUCUGUUGGGCAGACGAGUUUGCAGAUUUUCUUAUCUGAGUACCAGAUGGUCAAGAAUCCUUGUCACAUAGAAAGACGUUUCAAUCCCAUGUAUAGAAAAGAAGGGGACCUAAUCAUUGCUGGAUUCCUCUCCCUUUUUGUGAAGGUAGAGAUUCAAGUGAACAAAUUAUUCUUCCAAAUAUGUCCCUUCAACAGUUAUGCACAACAAACGUCAAUGUUCAAACAAUAUCACUAUUUCCUUGCUCUUCAGUAUGCUGUUGAUGAGAUCAACAAGAACCCCUAUUUGCUGCCCAACAGAACUUUGGGAUAUCAGUUACUCAAUAACUUCCAUCUGGAGAAACUAGCUGUGGAGAGCUCCUUAAUAUGGCUAUCAGGGAGAGGUCCCAUUAUCCCCAAUUAUAGCUGUGAUAAACAAUCCAAUUCUGUGGCUGUCAUUGGAGGGAUGUCUGCUACACUUUCCAUGGCCAUGGCCACCAUUCUCGAACUGUAUAAAGUUCCACAGAAGAAGUCUAAAAAUGACACUGAACUUGACGAGUGCCUGCAGUGCCCUGAAGAUCAAUAUCCUAAUAGGGAAAGAGAUCGCUGCCUCCCCAGGAUUGUGACCUUCCUGGCCUAUGAGGAACCUCUGGGAAUGACUCUGGCCUGUGCAGCCAUCUGCUUCUCCCUCCUUACUGUGUUGGUCCUGGGGGUCUUUCUGAAGCACAGGGACACCCCCAUAGUCAAAGCCAAUAACCGCAGUCUCAGCUACACUCUGCUGGUCUCCCUCAGCCUCUGCUUCCUCUGCUCCUUGCUCUUCAUCGGCCAUCCUACCACAGCCACCUGCCUGCUGCGACAAACCACAUUUGCAGUUGUCUUCACAGUGGCCGUUUCCUCCAUUUUGGCUAAAACCAUCACUGUGGUUCUGGCCUUCAGGGCCACCAAACCUGGGAGCAGACUCCGGAGCUGGCUGGGAUCCACAGCAUCUUACUCUCUCAUUUUCACCUGCACCCUCAUCCAAAUGUGUCUCUGUGGCAUCUGGCUUGGGACAUACCCUCCCUUCCUGGAGAUGGACAUCCACUCUGAGCCUGGCUCCAUUAUCAUCCAGUGCAAUGAAGGCUCCCUCCUCGUCUUCUACUGUGUCCUGGGCUACAUGGCCUUGCUGGCCUUGGCGAGCUUCACCGUGGCUUUCCUGGCCAGGAACCUGCCGGACACUUUCAACGAAGCCAAGUUCCUGACCUUCAGCAUGCUUGUGUUCUGCAGCGUCUGGAUCUCCUUCCUGCCCUCGUACCAGAGCUCCAAGGGCAAGGCCAUUGUGGCCUUGGAAGUCUUUGCCAUCUUGACCUCCAGUGCUGGGAUUCUCGCUUGCAUCUUUGCUCCCAAGUGCUUUAUGAUCCUUCUAAGAUCAGAACAAAAUACUCAGGGGAUACUUAAAAAGAAACUUACUGCUUGA
Messenger RNA from Antechinus flavipes (yellow-footed antechinus), 1521 nucleotides. Its product is annotated as vomeronasal type-2 receptor 26-like. Gene Ontology annotation, molecular function: G protein-coupled receptor activity. Gene Ontology annotation, biological process: G protein-coupled receptor signaling pathway. The record is from RefSeq and is a predicted model, not a curated record. NCBI's taxonomy places the organism in Eukaryota, Metazoa, Chordata, Mammalia, Dasyuromorphia, Dasyuridae. Gene Ontology annotation, cellular component: membrane. The coding region runs from base 1 to 1521 and encodes 506 amino acids. The transcript is spliced from 5 exons.